AUGAAGUGGAGUGACACGACUAUAUGAGAAGGACAUUCUCAGUGCGACUGCGGAUAAUCCCAGGGACCAGGAGAUCAAGCAGAUCACUCUAAGCAGAUAGCCAUCAUGCCUCACCGCCUAGUCAUUGUCCGCCACGGGGAGAGCUCAUGGAACCAGGAGAACCGCUUCUGCGGCUGGUUUGAUGCUGAACUGAGCGAAAAGGGCAUUGAAGAAGCUAAACGGGGGGCCCAGGCCGUGCAUGAAGCUGGGAUGCAGUUUGACAUCUGUUACACCUCAGUGCUCAAAAGGGCAGUGCGCACCCUGUGGUAUAUAUUGGAUGGCACUGACCAGAUGUGGGUGCCUGUAGUCAGAUCCUGGAGGCUCAAUGAGCGACACUAUGGUGGGUUGACAGGACUCAACAAGGCAGAGACCGCUGAGAAGCAUGGAGAAGAACAGGUGAAGAUCUGGAGAAGAUCUUAUGAUAUUCCACCACCUCCCAUGGGAGAAGAUCAUCCUUACUACAAGCUCAUCAGCAAGGACCGCCGAUACUCAUCUCUUACCCCUGCCGAGCUGCCCUCUUGUGAAAGUUUGAAGGACACUAUUGCCCGUGCCCUCCCCUUCUGGAACGACGAGAUUGCCCCCCAGAUUCGUGCUGGAAAGAGGGUCCUUAUUGCUGCACAUGGCAACAGCCUGAGGGGAAUCGUCAAGCACUUGGAAGGGAUGUCUGAUGCUGCCAUCAUGGAAUUAAAUCUCCCUACUGGAAUCCCAAUUGUGUACGAGCUGGACGACAACUUGAAACCAACAAAACCCAUGACCUUCCUUGGGGAUGAAGAGACCGUGAAGAAAGCUAUGGAAGCCGUGGCUGCCCAGGGCAAAGCCAAGAAGUAGAGCUGAGACAACAUGAGGGACAGAUUAAAGGAAAUGGGGGCACUAAAGCAAAACUGGGACAAAACAGAGCUCUAAGAGAAAAUAACUACAAAGGGACAAAGAUAAGAAAGCAGAAUAAAGGGGCAGGAUAUGGACUCCGGGGGCUAAAAGUCAGGGUGUAUAAGAAGAGCAAGAACACGAAACAGGGCCUCCAUGUAACCAAAAACACUCUGGAAUAUCUAGUGUGAUUGCACAACACAUACACCUGCUAUUCUAGAAGUCAGACAGACAUUGGUCCCCUUAUUUAUACACACAUACACUGGUUGUCACACACGUCCUUUUGACCACACACUCAUCUGCUUCUCUUUUGGACACACAGACACAACAUGUCCUAAUGACUACACACAUACACAUGUCCCAGUGAUUACACACGUGCAUACCGUCUCCAUAAUUACACACAAUCUACACAUGUUCUGUCCCAGUGAAAACAUAUACACAUACCAUCAAUUCACGUGCACACUAUCUUAUUCGUUGCAUAUGCUGUCCAGGUCAUCCUAUACAGUCUUAAGUUUCACUUAUAAGCCCUACGGUACAUAUGGCAUAGCAAUUUUCAUUCAAGUAUAAUUUAUUUUGAUCUCUUUGUUAGAAAAUCCAUAAUUAUGUUCUUAUUUCCAAAUAAAGAAGUAAUACAGCC
Messenger RNA from Spea bombifrons (plains spadefoot toad), 1540 nucleotides. It is a transcript of the gene PGAM2, whose product is annotated as phosphoglycerate mutase 2. Bases 106 to 867 code for a protein of 253 amino acids. The transcript has 4 exons. Gene Ontology annotation, biological process: glycolytic process. NCBI's taxonomy places the organism in Eukaryota, Metazoa, Chordata, Amphibia, Anura, Pelobatidae. Gene Ontology annotation, molecular function: intramolecular phosphotransferase activity. The record is from RefSeq and is a predicted model, not a curated record.